AAUUCCCGUUUUUCCAAAUUAGGCGGCGCGUGCACCCCCUGAGUCGAUCAAUGACACCCUGUCUGCCACCAUCAUGGCCUGCCACCAUCAAGCUUGACCUUCCACAAUGGGCUGCGGAUCUGGUGGUUGCGAAGUGCGAGCCUCUCGUUUGGCCUUGGGCCGUAUCCGAGUAACGAGAGUAGGCUCCAUCAUGUACACAGGAUCCAAGAGGGGCCACUCCUAUCAUUCUGUGAAUGUGCUUUGCGCAAUGGAUAGGGAGCUUCCGUCUCAUGAACGAGGUGGGUUCACCAAGUAUAAAGACUGCAUCUCGGAAAGUUUUGACACCACCAGUCUUACCCUCAUCGACCCAAGUCGCUCACUCUUUUCUAUACUUGAUCAAGUUCAGUCCGUACCCCAUCGUCCGCCAUGAAGUUCUCUCUGAGCGUUGUCUGCCUCCUGGCGCCCAUCACCGUUCUCGCGGCGCCCCUCGAGGAGCGGCAAGCCUCGCAGAGCAUCGACCGGCUCAUCAAGGCCAAGGGCAAGCAGUACUACGGCACGUGCAGCGACCAGGGCCGCCUGACAUCCGGCCGCAAUGCCGACAUCAUCAAGGCCAAUUUCGGCCAGAUCACGCCCGAGAACUCGAUGAAGUGGGACCAGAUCGAGCCGAACCGUGGCCAGUUCAACUGGGCCGGUCCAGACUACCUCGUGGACUUCGCCCAGAAGAACGGUAAGCUCGUCCGUGGCCACACGCUGGUCUGGCACUCGCAGCUCGCUGGCUGGGUAAACAACGUCCGGGACCGGGCCGGUCUGACCCAGGUCAUCGAGUCUCACAUCAAGGCGGUUGUCGGCCGGUACAAGGGCAAGAUCUACCACUGGGACGUCGUCAACGAGAUCUUCAACGAGGACGGAUCCCUCCGCUCGUCCGUCUUCUCACAGGUGCUGGGCGAGGACUUUGUUGGCAUCGCCUUCCGAGCCGCUAGGGCCGCCGACCCGAACGCCAAGCUGUACAUCAACGACUACAAUCUCGAUCAGGCCAGCUACGCCAAGACGCAGGCCAUGGCCCGCAAGGUCAAGGAGUGGAUCGGCAAGGGCAUCCCCAUUGACGGCAUCGGCUCCCAAGCCCAUCUCCAGGCCAACCAGGGCGGCAACGCCCUCGGCGCCCUGCAGACUCUUGCCGGCAGCGGCGUCAAGGAGGUUGCCAUCACAGAGCUCGACAUCGUCGGUGCCAGCACCAACGACUACACCGCCGUCACGCGCGCCUGUCUACAGGUCCCCCAGUGCGUCGGCAUCACCGUCUGGGGCGUGCGCGACCCGGACAGCUGGCGCGCGCAGAACAACCCGCUGCUGUUCGAUGCCAACUGGAACCCCAAGGCGGCCUACAAUGCUGUCGUUCAGGCUUUGCAGUGAAC
Messenger RNA from Colletotrichum destructivum, 1388 nucleotides. Its product is annotated as Putative glycoside hydrolase family 10 domain, glycoside hydrolase superfamily. Lineage: Eukaryota; Fungi; Ascomycota; Sordariomycetes; Glomerellales; Glomerellaceae. The transcript is spliced from 3 exons. The coding region runs from base 406 to 1386 and encodes 326 amino acids. The record is from RefSeq and is a predicted model, not a curated record. Gene Ontology annotation, biological process: carbohydrate metabolic process. Gene Ontology annotation, molecular function: hydrolase activity, hydrolyzing O-glycosyl compounds.